CACUUACAAAAAAGAGUCUUUUUCUUUGUCACUCACAACUUCACAGGUAGCUCUUGCCUGAUGCCCCGAUCCCCUUUCUCCUUUCCUUGUUCUCUCCGUUCACUCCAAAAUUAUUGAUACUAAAUCAGGCCCGGCUUGUACCGCUGGUAAUUCUUAAUCUCCCAUCAGUUUGCUGUGUUGAUUUGUGCCUUGAGCCUGCUAGUCCUCAGCUGCAGGCAUCCCCGCAGCUCGACUCGCUGGUGCGGCAACAUGGUGACAGUCUUUGACGGCUGGUUUGGCUCAUACGCCUCCUCUGUGUCCUCGGUUUGUAAGAGGCGAUGGAUCAUGGAUGUAUAGCAGGGCCCGAGUAGCAGCUCCAAUGGAGGAGGCGAGAUCGUUGAUCUGCACGUUGUCGUCGCUGUCAGCAUCCGUGUAGGGGAUCCUUGGUCGUGGAUCUCGACUCGCACAGCCAGCGUGGAUUCAGCUUUUGUAUGAGGAUAUUUGGGCCAUUGUCUUCCUCAAUCGUACAAGCCAGACUUCGUCGUUGUUCCCACUCGAGGAAUCCCGACAUCUCGUCGUCUUCCUCCACAACAGCAACAUGUUUCGACCUACAGGUCACGGUUAGACAAACUGAUUCACCCUUUUGGAAAGGGCUCAUAAAAGUUAAGCUUUCAUUUUUUCAGAGGGCAAAGCAUAUAGUUGGUAAUGGUGCCAGCACAAGAUUCUGGGAGGAUACUUGGCUCGGAGGUUAUCUUCAGAGCUACGGCACUUAUCCGUUCUUGGUCGCUACUCACUCCGACGGAGGCCAGGGAGCUUUUGGUUACUGGUGCUAUCCGAUGGGAGACGGUAGCUCGGGAUAUCUUAAGCCGGUUUGGAUGGCGGUCAUGUAAUAGGAUAGGCAAUUAGUUUACCUGUCUAUUUUUGAGCCAACCGGUUGUGGUUUAUCCUUUAUUUGGCUAGCUUGUGUAUCUAGCCUUUGGGCUCUGUGUGAGCCUUUCUUCUUCAUUUUAUUUUGCUACUUUUGAGAUUUCGAGACCUUGUGGAUGAUUUAUUGUUAAUAAGAUGGCCGUAUGCAUCAUGCUGAUGCAGAGGCCGGGGAUCCCCCCCUUUUCGAAAAAAAGGUCC
This is a messenger RNA of Triticum aestivum (bread wheat), 1104 nucleotides long. RefSeq lists its product as uncharacterized. Lineage: Eukaryota; Viridiplantae; Streptophyta; Magnoliopsida; Poales; Poaceae. Bases 471 to 869 code for a protein of 132 amino acids. The transcript has 3 exons. The record is from RefSeq and is a predicted model, not a curated record.